This is a messenger RNA of Solea senegalensis (Senegalese sole), 1162 nucleotides long. RefSeq lists its product as uncharacterized. Gene Ontology annotation, biological process: positive regulation of ERK1 and ERK2 cascade; T cell activation; interleukin-15-mediated signaling pathway. The record is from RefSeq and is a predicted model, not a curated record. The transcript is spliced from 3 exons. Lineage: Eukaryota; Metazoa; Chordata; Actinopteri; Pleuronectiformes; Soleidae. Bases 141 to 1016 code for a protein of 291 amino acids. Gene Ontology annotation, molecular function: MHC class II protein binding; protein tyrosine kinase binding. Gene Ontology annotation, cellular component: external side of plasma membrane; membrane raft.
AUUGGGAUUCUCACCGCCCUCUAAGCCACACACACUCAUGGACAUGAUACAGAGCGUAUAUUCAGUUCAGGGUGACACAGGAAAUGAAGUAAGAUGUCUUGAAACAGCAGCAACUGCACGGACACAAACAUCUCCUGUAAAUGCGGAAAACAACAAUGAUGAACAGAAAAGGCUUGAAAGGAGUUUUGCUGCUCACCUGUCUGUUUCUCACAGGUGUUUGGUGUAAAAACAAUGCAGCGUUUGUGUACAGCAGAAUUGGAGGUGACAUCCUCCUGCCAUGUUCCAACCUGAAGGCCUCAAACUGCUCCCUCAUCUCCUGGAGCUUCUACGGAGGAGUCCAGGUGCGUUUUACCUACGAGGUCAGAGGGGGGCAGAUGAGAGCAGACACAGACAAAGCCAAUCGCCUGUCUGUCACAUCAAACUGCUCUCUCCUCCUCCAUGACCUCAGGUUGGAUGACAUUGGCACCUACAGAUGCCUCUGGCAGGAAGAGCCCGUCUGCGAUGUUUACCUCUCUCUCCUCACCAUCACUGCUUUUUCGAAAAUCACUGACCUUCAUCCUGGAGGAAACCUCAUCCUCAGCUGCCACAUCUCUACAUUCUUUGAUUUAGGAAGCUGUAGGUCAUACUCCAAUGAGUUCAGACUCAGCUGGGUGAUGGAGAAUGGGACUGAGCUGCCCACAGAGAGCAGGUAUGAACUGAUUGCCCCCACACGUUGCAACAUCACUCUGGUCACAAAACUCCAGAGGGAGGACAACAACAGGAAGUGGAGAUGUCAGGUGAACCCCACAAACAACAGCAGAGUGGCAUUUCAGGACUUCACAUCUGCAUUUUUGUUCGAAAAUCCUUCCACAGACGAGGAUCCGAUUCCCUCACCUGUCAGGGACUGUGAGGUCCAGCUGCCCAUCAGCAGCAUUGUGCUCUGCGUGGCUCUGCCAAUAAUGGUGAUCAUCGUGGGAUUCUUCACAUGGAGAAAAGACAGUGUAAGAGGCAAAGCAUUGGCAGAUGCAGGAAUUUAGCUGACCAGUCAUCACUGUAUUUGUUCAUUCAGUUCUGUAUAUUUGCCUCAACUGUGUUGUUUUUGUUUACCUCUUUCUUAUACAUACUGUAAUUUGAACGUUGAGUCUGGCAAAUGUCAUUAAAAUCAUACCUAUUCGAAAAUCAA